AUGUGGACAGAAACAAUCGUGGCAUUGUUAUUCGUUCUCGCACGGCUAUACACAAGGGUAAGAAUCGUGCGAAAUAUUGGUUGGGAUGACCAUCUCAUUAGUAUAUCGAUGUUCCUCUUCCUUGGAUAUACCAUUCUUAUCACGAUAGCAGCAACAGACGGAUUCGGAAGCCAUCUUACAGAUCUCGGCCUUCCGCAAGCGGUCAAAGCCAUCAAGUGGGAAAUAGCCGGACAAACCUUCAACAUUGCGGCGAUUGGUACGAGCAAGAGCUCAGUUGCCGUCUUUUUGUUGCGAAUCGUCACCAGCAAGAGUCAUAUUUGGAUCUUGUGGUUUUGCAUCGCCAGCACAUCCUUCGUCUGCGCGUCUUGUAUCGUGUUCAUGUACACGCAAUGCACUCCUCUGGAGUCCAUCUUCAAUCCCACAUUACCACAUGUUUGUUACUUGAACUUCACUGUUAAUGCUAUUUUCUCUGGAAGCUAUACGGCGGCCAUGGACUUUGUACUGGCUAUUUUCCCUUGGUUCGUUCUGUGGAAACUAAACAUGAAGCGUAAAGAGCGCCUGACAAUCGCUUUGGGCCUCUCACUUGGUGUGUUCGCAGGAAUUUGUGGAGUCAUUCGAGCAGUUGAACUGCAAGGAAUAUCCGGGAAAGCGGACUAUACAUACCUCACCCUCCCCCUCAUCCUCUGGGGCUCCACCGAACUCCUAAUCUGCAUCGUCUGCGCCUCCGUCCCCAUCCUCCGGCCCCUCUACAAACAAGUCCGCGGCGUCCACUCCUCCAACACGCCCUACGAACUGGGCAACACGCCCUCCCGCCAGCUCGACACCGGCGGCAAGGAUUUCGAGUCGACUGCCAAAGCCAGUCGCGAAGGGAUUGUAACUAGAGCUGAGGGCAAUACGACGAUGUUUAUGGGCGGCACGCAGUAUAAUUCGAGCGAUGAGGAGAUUUUACAGGGUGUAUUCCCUCCCCAACGUAUGCAUAUUUCCCUCCAGUGUGCGAGUCCACAACCACUGUCCGUGAGACAAAGGAAUCUACCUGUGACGUUCACCCAUCAGCCACAUUUUGAUUCGUUUGCCAAGAACGGAGCUGCAAGUAAGGUUCCGUUCUAACUACAUCGUUCAUCAAUCAACAAGGAAAACCAGGCUUUCCUACGGAAUGACCGAAAUAGUUGGAAUUGCUGAGAAGAGUGACUCGGUGGUUGUGGCUGUGUGCGGACAUGCAGGACGCAAAGCAAAAAACUUGAUGGUACUCUCAAGUUCUAUCAGAGCAUUUUGGUCGGCAGAGUUCUCGUGAUUCGGUUC
This is a messenger RNA of Mollisia scopiformis, 1299 nucleotides long. RefSeq lists its product as uncharacterized. The record is from RefSeq and is a predicted model, not a curated record. Bases 1 to 1107 code for a protein of 368 amino acids. NCBI's taxonomy places the organism in Eukaryota, Fungi, Ascomycota, Leotiomycetes, Helotiales, Mollisiaceae. The transcript is spliced from 6 exons.